AUGCUUAAAGAGAACGUCGAGCAACUUCUCUCUUCCUAUCGACUGUUUUCCAUUUCUUCGACAGAGAAAUCUCUGAAGAUUUCUUUUCCUUCUGACAGAACGGGAUUGGGAGUAUUGGCUAUAUACUGCCUUAUCUAUCUAUCUAUCUAUCUAUCUAUCUAUCUAUCUAUCUAUCUAUCUAUCUCAAUAACUGUUCAUAUCUAUCUAUCUAACUAUCUAUCUAACUAUCUAUCUAUCUCAGUCUUCAUAUCUAUCUAUCUAUCUAUCUAUCUCAAUCACUGUUCUUAUCUAUCUAUCUAUCUAUCUAUCUAUCUAUCUCAGUACUCAGUCUGUCUGUCUGUCUGUCUAUCUAUCUAUCUAUCUAUCUAUCUAUCUAUCUCAGUCUAUUCAAAUCUAUCUAUCUAUCUAUCUAUCUAUCUAUCUAUCUAUCUAUCUAUCUAUCUAUCUAUCUCAGUCCUCAGUCUGUCUGUCUGUCUAUCUAUCUAUCUAUCUAUCUAUCUAUCUAUCUAUCUCAGUCUGUUCAUAUCUAUCUAUCUAUCUAGGUCUAUUCAAAUCUAUCUAUCUAUCUAUCUAUCUAUCUAUCUAUCUAUCUAUCUAUCUAUCUAUCUAUCUAGUUCUAUUCAAAUCUAUCUAUUUACCUGUCUAGGUCUGUUCAUAUCUAUCUAUCUAUCUAUCUAUCUAUCUAUCUAUCUAUCUAUCUAUCUAUCUAAAUCUGUUCAUAUCUGUCUAUCAAUCUAUCGCUCUAUCUCAGUGUGUUCAUAUCUAUCUAUCUAUCUAUCUAUCUAUCUAUCUAUCUAUCUAUCUAUCUAUCUAUCUCAGUCUGUUCAUAUCUAUCUAGCUAGCUAUCUAUAUCAGCCUCUGUUCAUAUCUAUCUAUCUAUCUAUUUAUCUAUCUAUCUAUCUGAGAGUGUUGAAAGCGAGUAUUUAUCGUUGUUACUAUCUAUCUAUCUAUCUAUCUAUCUAUCUAUCUAUCUAUCUAUCUAUCUAUCUAUCUCUUCUCUCUCUCUCUUUCUAUUUAUCUUUCUCUCUAUCCUCUGUCUUCUUUAAUCACCCGCUAUCUGACCUAUCUAUUCGUCACAACAAUACUGGUGACACAAGCAAAAUGGUUGAAUAG
Molecule: messenger RNA, 1113 nt
Organism: Acanthosepion pharaonis
Lineage: Eukaryota; Metazoa; Mollusca; Cephalopoda; Sepiida; Sepiidae
Source: the annotation of a GenBank genome assembly